Messenger RNA from Eruca vesicaria subsp. sativa (arugula), 2248 nucleotides. The record is from the annotation of a GenBank genome assembly. Lineage: Eukaryota; Viridiplantae; Streptophyta; Magnoliopsida; Brassicales; Brassicaceae.
CAACUACUUGAUUCCUAUGUUACUUGUGGCCCUUUAGAUCUGCAGGAGCGUAGCUGAAUCUAGACUUCUCUAUCAAGAUUUGCAGUUUUAACUUCUCUUGUGUGUGUGACAAAAAAAAAAAAAACUUCUCUUGUGUAAAAGGUUCAUGAACAGCGAUAGUUUCCUCAAGAAGUUGUAGUCAGAUUGUUCAUCCUCGUUAGCUCUUCUAUCAAUUUUAAGGAGUGAUUGAAGUUUUGGCCCUUUUCUGAUGGUAAUAUUGAUUAGUUAAUUCCUACAGAAAGCAGCAAAGAUGGCACAGUGUUCUGAGAACGUUAUCCCAACUCUACGUGAUUUCUUCAACUCCCAAAAGCCAGGGGAAGAGGAUGAGUUUAUGUUUCAUCAGGUCCUCAACUCCUCUUGCAAGAACAUUCCACCAAGACCUACAAAACCUGGAAACAAGGCGAAAGAGAGACAUGGUUUCUUCAAUCAGGGAAGAAGCAGAAGAAGAAACAUAUCAGAUGCUGAAAAGUUCUAUGUGGAGCAAUAUUCUUCUAGUGGUUUCUUUGGGGUACGGUUCACAACAAACGGAAGACAACAACAACAACAACAACAACAACAGCAACGGUCAGCUAAGCCUUUAGGGUCAGAUAAAAACAUGGAACCGAGAUUGCAAAAGUCAUUCUCUGCUAGAAUUCAACUCCCCUUUAUGCAAUCUUCAAAGCCAAGCAACCAGUCUUCUUCUAGUUCAAGCUGGUUUAGCCGUAUCAAGAAAAUGCCCAAUCCAUUUUCAAAUCGUAACCCUCUGAUACCAAAGUCAGGUGAAAUCAAGGUCAGUGGAGGAGAAAAAACACUCUCAAGAAACAAGUCUUCUUCGCCUGUUCAUCUACAUGCCCGUCUCAGUAUUCAAUAUGAACUUGGGAUGCCUGUUUUCACGUUCUCUCUAAACCACCCGGAUGAUGUGUAUAUGGCUAGGACAUGGAUGGAUGAUAAUGACUCUAGGUUCAUCUAUUCAUUUCGCUACAUUGGUGGUAGAAGCUAUAAACAUCUAGGAGAACAGCGGUUGAAUGUUUCAGGUACAGACUCUUCACUUAUAGGACAGAUGCAAGUUUCAACUCAAGUCUCAUUAGAGAUAGAAGAACCAUACGAAAAUCCUGUGGAAUCAACUAUGUCAGAAUUCGUCCUUUUUGACAUCGCACGUGCUCGAAGAAGUGGCUUAAAGCAUGAACAACUGUCAAGACAGAACAGUUUUAGACGAGGAUUGGACACAGAAAGAGAGAACAGAGUAUCUGAUGGCUCAAAUGACUCAAACCUAAAGCUGCCAAGGCAGAACAGUUUCAGCAGAGGAUUGACUCGUAGUUUCUCAAAACAUUCAGAGAAUAGUGCAUCAUCAUCAUAUGAUCCUUGGCCGGCUACAGAGUUACAUCCAGGUCUAGAGAUUGCAGCAAUUGUUAUUAGAGACUCUUCUUCUUCUAGCAAUGAGAGUUUUGAGUACAUGAAAAACAGCAAACUCUCUAGACGAGAGAUGAAAGUUAUAGUUCCAACAGGAAACCACGGUUUGCCUGAUGCUGAAAAAUCAUGCCCUACACCGAUACUACAGAGAUGGAGAUCAGGUGGAGGAUGUGACUGUAGCGGAUGGGACAUGGGUUGUCACCUUUUUGUCUUAGAAGAACAAGAACUCAUCAACAAUCACCACGGUUUGGAGCUUUUCAUUGAGGGAGAGAAGGAGAUCACACCAGCAAUGACAAUGGUAUUCAUCAGAGAAGGACAUUACGAGGUAAACUUCCAUGCAAAGCUUUCAGCAUUACAAGCGUUCUCAGUAUGUGUCGCUGAGCUGCACAGAACUGAAGUAUCUAGAGGAGAAAGAAGCAACUCUUUGUCUAGAUGUAGUUCACUUAGAGAGCUUAUCGACAUGGCAACUCCGGUGAACAGAGAAGAAGUCAUGUCGUCGUCUUUCAUGCCUAAUGUCACUUUCUCUCCGAUUUCAAGGGUCUAAAAAACAUAUCAGAAAGUAAUAUCUUCGUGUCAUCCUUCCUUAUGUGCAUAUAUCUAGACUAUAAGAUACAUCUGUGAUAAAUUUGCAGAUGAAAUAAGUAAAAUUUAGAAUUUUAGAAGCUGGUCCACCGUUUGUUUCAAAUUAUACUAUCACCUGUUUUAUAAUAUGUACUGUCUUAGAAUUUCAUAAGAAAAUGUUAAAUUGUAUCAAUGUUAUAUUGUAGCCUCAAUGUAGGUGUUACAAAAAAAAGAGAGAGAUAAUAUUAUCGAUAUUUUC